AUGAGCGGCUCCCAGGAGCAGCCCGGCGCCGCCAAGGGGGAGGCAGGCGAGGAGGAAGUCGCCGGGGCCGAGCAGGACUGGGAAGCGGCCAAGGCUGCCUACGAGAGCUUCACCAGCCUCAGGAGACCCCGGCCUCCCAAGCCCCAAAAUGCCAUCACCAUUGCGGUGUCCUCCCGGGUUCUCUUCGACAUGGUGGAAGAGAGGAAGAUCUACGAGGAACAAGGGGUGGAAAAGUACGUGGAGUACCAACAGGCGAAUGAGAACCUCACGCUGAAGCCUGGGCCGGCUUUUUCCUUUGUGAAGGCACUGGAGCACGUCAACGCCCGGCUCCGUGAGCUUUAUCCAGAGGACGAAGACCUGUUUGAUAUUGUGCUGAUGACGAAUAACCAUGCCCAAGUAGGUGUGAGACUGAUCAACAGCAUUAACCACUAUGGUCUGUUAAUCGAACGGUUCUGUAUGACUGGAGGGAAGAGUCCUGUUGGUUACCUGAAGGCAUACCUCACAAAUCUGUACCUUUCUGCUGACUCUGAAAAGGUUCAAGAAGCCAUAGAAGCAGGGAUCGCUGCUGCCACAUUGUUUACAGGGAAUAAAAACGUUCCUCACGACGAUAAGCAGCUCCGAGUAGCCUUUGACGGAGAUGCAGUUCUGUUUUCUGACGAAUCCGAAAUCAUUGUGAAAGAGCAUGGCCUGGACAGGUUUUUUGAGCAUGAGAAGAUGAACGAGAAUAAGCCCCUGGCGCAGGGUCCUUUGAAAGGUUUCCUGGAAGAUCUGGGAAGGCUACAGAAGAAGUUCCACACAAAGAACGAGCGCUUGGAUUCCCCAAUCAGGACUUUCCUGGUGACGGCCAGAAGUGCCGCCAGUUCUGGCGCAAGAGUGCUCAAGACCCUCCGCAGCUGGGGGGUGCAGAUCGAUGAAGCCCUCUUCCUCGCCGGGGCACCCAAGGGCCCAGUCCUAGCAAAAAUCAGUCCGCACAUUUUUUUUGAUGAUCAGAUGUUUCACAUAGAGGGAGCGCGGCAGAUGGGUACUGUCGCCGCACACGUGCCAUAUGGCAUUGGGCAGAAGUACCACAAAUCCAAAGUCAGAGAUAGCCUUGCCCCAAAAUAG
This is a messenger RNA of Euleptes europaea (tarantolino), 1104 nucleotides long. RefSeq names its product 5'-nucleotidase, cytosolic IB (gene NT5C1B). The transcript is spliced from 6 exons. Gene Ontology annotation, biological process: adenosine metabolic process; nucleotide metabolic process. The record is from RefSeq and is a predicted model, not a curated record. Gene Ontology annotation, cellular component: cytosol; cytoplasm. Gene Ontology annotation, molecular function: nucleotide binding; magnesium ion binding; 5'-nucleotidase activity. The coding region runs from base 1 to 1104 and encodes 367 amino acids. Lineage: Eukaryota; Metazoa; Chordata; Lepidosauria; Squamata; Sphaerodactylidae.